AUGAGGGUGUUGCUCUGCACCCUCGCUUUUAUUGCUCUUUCAUCCGCACAAUUCUUCUCUUCUGGAAGCACUCCUGAGAAUUAUUACGAUCAAUUCGGAGUCAAGGAUGCCAUUGGUGUUUGGAGUGAUGCAUUGAGGAAAAUUGCUCUUAGAAAUAACCCGAAAUUGUGAGUUGCUAAUCUUUAUUUCGUGGUCUCUAUGAUUUUGUUAAGUUAUGUACCAAGUAAUGGCCGUCAGUUUACUAUUGAACCUCCUGCAUUCAAACCUGAAGAUUUGGACUUGAACAAGCUAAAACGUGGAAAAGGAGACACUAUUAUUAGUGAGAAGAUGUUGACCCUCUUGCUACCAAGAGUAAAGGGACAGAAUCCGUUCACAACCACUACCACCACUACCACAACUACCACUACAACUACGACUACUCCAACUCCAACAACUACCAUUACCACAACAACCACUCCUCCUUCAACAACUGAAGAAAUUACGAAACAAAAACUUGCUGGAAGACUCGUUCAACCGGAUAUGGAUAGUGAAGAGGUUUGCGUUCUGUUCUAAUGACUCAUUUUAUGGUCUUUUGUUUAGCCCGAUUCCGCAGAAAGUGGCGUCGGGAAGAAGAAGCAUGCGGAGAAGGUCGAGUUCACCACCGACGACAACAAUGUCAGUCAGGAGGCUGAUGUCAAGCCGGAAGAGAAGAAGAAGGUAUUCUUGCAUAAUCAUGAGCUUCCAGCAUUCGUGAGUAAUGUUGUAGGAAAAGAAGAGUAGCGCUGGGACGACUGAAGAACCAACCACUGUGACAUCCACCACGGAGAAGGCUACGACUGAAGCCACAACAUCAACGUCAAAGGGUUCCAAGUUGUCCGUAAAGAUCAGAUCUGAAGAUGAGAAGAAAGCCGAGGAGAAGGAUAAAAUCACUGACGAAGAGAAGCCGGAUUACAUGAAAAAGUUGGAAGAGAUCUACAAAAAAGAGGAAGAGCUGGUGGAAAGGGAAUUGGCAGAUCUGUCAGUGGCGGAGAUCUUCAGCAAAGAAAAUGAGACGGAAUCGACUACGGCAGCCACAACCACCACUAAAAAGUUGGUCAAAACCACAAAGGCAGCCACCACAAAAAAACCAGCUACGACUACGGCUAAGCCCACGAAACCACCGACCACCACCACCACCACCACUACUACCACUACUACAACCACCGAGGCUCCAACAACUACAACUACCACCGAAACUCCGACAACUACUACAACUACCGAAGCUCCAACUACUACUAUUACUACUACCACAGAACCAACUACAACCACAACAACUGAGCCGGCAACUACCACAACUACAGUAGACCCGUUGGCGGAAAAUGUUGCUCUUGAGAAACAAGCGAUCGAGGUAUGUGAUAUCUAACCCGUUUAUUUCACGCAGAAAACAUGAUUUGUUGCUAGGUUCUCAAAUCUUUGGACAGCGAGGAAAAAGCCGAUCAAGAGAAGAAUGUGGAGGUGCAAAAGCGAAAGGACGAAAGAGAUGCGGCGAGAAAGAGAAUCAACAACUUCCUGAAGAUGAUGCGUAUGAUAUCAUUGUUUUCUGAACACUGAACAAAUUGAGAAUAAUUACAGAGAAGGCAAGAGAUAAUAAGGGUAAACCGAAUAAGGAUGCUAAUACAACUACAACCACAGAAGAGCCGAAGACAACUACUGACACUACUGAAACUGCAAAGUCCACAGAGAGUACCACUGUCACAACAACUUCUGCUGAAGAAACAAAAACCACCAAAAAACCGUCGAAAAUUCCGGAAGCUGAAGAAGAAGAGGUGGUUGAGGAAACAACGAGCACAGUCGGUGAGACAACUACAACUACUGUCAAUCCUGAAUAUGAAAAGAACAAAGAUGUUCUUGUUGGAAGUAAGAAAAUACCCAAUUUCUUGUCAUAAAAUUGAUAAUUUAGCCAAAGCACUGACCCCAGAAGAGUUCGAAGCUGCCAUCAAUGCAAAGCCACCAGCAACAGUGGAUGAGACUUCGGAAAUUGAGAAAGCCGAAGUGCCGGUAGCACCUCCAACCCUGGCCCCAAUCACUCUUCCACAACUCACCGCCCCACAAAUGUCUCAACUCAUGCGUCCAGUUGCUGGCAUCAUGGAAGACAUCCGACCCAUUCUGAGCUCUCUUCUUUCCGGAUCUUCUCAGUCUAGGGCCAGAGUAAUAUUGAAGGGACCUUUGAAAUCUGAGAACUCAUAAUUUUCAGGCCGCAUCUGUGAGGACAUAUGAGAGAAGUCAAAACUCGAAUGUCAGAGACAUCAUGGCUGAUGGAUACUCUGAGAACUCAUUAGUCGGCUUUGGAUCGCAAUUGGCUAGAGAAAUUCUGAAUCCAGGAAUUUUGACUAGGGACAAACUGGUGAGUUUGUGGGAGCACAUAAACAAAAACAACAUAAUUCUCGUUAAAGACAAGAGAAAAGGCUAUGGCAGCUAAACUUGAAGAGGCUAAACUGAGAAGAAAUGCCGCUGUGGAAGCGAUGGCCACUGGCGCCCCGCUCGAUCUUUCUGGGUAUCAACAGUAUCAACAAAAGGCAGCUGGUCAGAACGUGAGCAAAAACUAACUGCAUAGUUGUUUCACAUUAAAUUUAAUUUCAGAACAACCUUCCAUACUUUAUUCCACCGCCGAAAGGCUACGUUGGACCACUUCCACCAGCUCCACCUCCACCAACUUUCCGAGUGGCACCACGUAAGUACCAGGAAAUCAAAAUUCUGUUAUGUUUUAGAAUUCAGAAGCCUCUCUCCCAGUUGUUGAAGAAGAACCAAAACCAGUUCCACCAACACAACCACCACAAACUAUUCCAGUUGUGACAACCAAGAAAGCUCGUAUGUCAAUCAAUCAAUAUCACUGCUUAUCUGAUAUUUUCAAUCAUUUUCAGCAAGAACAAAUGACGAAGGAUACGAGCAAGGACGUGAUGACGUCAAAACCGCGUUCCAUGGAGAUUCCGGAGUGAUGUUGGGCGGAGGACACAGUGCCCCGACCUCUGACUACAUGUCAAUGCCUAGUGAGACGUUCGGAUUGGCACCAGCUGGUCCCCCAGCUCCCCCGCAAGCUCAGGCCCCACCACAAGCCAGAGCACCGCCAUCGUCAUCGUUUGGAGGGGGUGGUGGAAGAGGAAACGGAUUUGGAGGAGGAUCCGGACCAUCCGUCCCCUUCGAUGAAGUUGAGAAGAACUCGAAAACCGAUUUCUCAUUCUUCACUUCAAACAGAAAGAAGAUGCUUUAA
Molecule: messenger RNA, 3226 nt
Organism: Caenorhabditis sp. 36 PRJEB53466
Lineage: Eukaryota; Metazoa; Nematoda; Chromadorea; Rhabditida; Rhabditidae
Source: the annotation of a GenBank genome assembly